CUAGAGUAGAUGUAAUUUAGGUUUAGUUGCCCUAGAACCCUCGCUAAAACCCUCAAUCCCUCGUCUCCUUUCUUAGCAACACAACCACCAAAACCCACAAAAAUGGGGGGAUCAAGAAGAAAAUACAAAAAAUCAAGAAUUCAUAAGGUUAAAGUAGGACUUCCAAAGAAGAACCCUAAAAUCGUUAAACCAGCCUUCAAUCUGCCCCCUAAACUUCGUGCUUUGAUCGACCCAUUAGGCACUAAAUGGGACGAACAGGGCAGUGUUAUCAGCAAUUACAAGCAAUUUGGGGUUGUUUCUAACCCUAAUCUUCUCAGUGUUCGUUCUCGCACUUCCCAUAUGAUCGAGAGUGAUUCUCUUCAGGUUCCUCCUCCUCGUCCUGAUAAUCCUGCUGAUGCUAAAGUUGAUGAAUUUGAGCCUGUUGAUUCAGGAAGUGACCUUGAAGAAGACGAUUUGAAAUCAGCGCUUGGGAAGAAAAGAAGGGAUGGUAAAAAAGUACCAUCACAGCCAUUGACGACUAUGCAGCGUGCUCAUCUUCUUCCUUUAAUUGAGAAGUAUGGAGAUGAUUAUGAGAGGAUGUUUAGGGAUACAAAGCUGAAUAGCAUGCAGCAUUCAGUCGCCACACUAAAGAAUUUGUGCCAAAGAUAUUAUCAGUGGAAAGACACAAAUCCAUUGAUAACAGGCAAGCUUGCUUGAAAUAUUUUAGGUAGAUGGAAGUACCCUGAGCCCCUGACUCAAUGUUCCAAGUUCAUGCAUUUUAUGAUGAGAUUAUAUUAGAGGAUCAAAUGUUGGUUUUUUUUUUCCUUUACUCCCUACAUUUAUAUCAAUCUUAAUGACCGCAAAGAAAUUGUGCUAAUGUUACGCGUGAUAUCUAGCAUUUUUUAGUCUUGGUGGAUGCUGGUUCUGUCAUCAUGUUUGAUGCAAACCAUGUCAUUUGGCUACCAUUCUUGGUUCCCAGCUCUUGGUCUUGAUUUUGAGAUUUUAUGUGUCGUACUUGAAUCAGUUUUACGAAAUUUUUGUAAAAAUUGGAGACUUAUAUCAGUAACUCAUGUUGAAAAUCUAGGAUAUGAUGUAUGUAUGAGUACGUUUUUCAGUAA
Chenopodium quinoa (quinoa) is the source of this 1097-nucleotide messenger RNA. RefSeq names its product nucleolar protein 16-like. The record is from RefSeq and is a predicted model, not a curated record. NCBI's taxonomy places the organism in Eukaryota, Viridiplantae, Streptophyta, Magnoliopsida, Caryophyllales, Amaranthaceae. Gene Ontology annotation, cellular component: nucleolus. Bases 103 to 696 code for a protein of 197 amino acids. Gene Ontology annotation, biological process: ribosomal large subunit biogenesis. The transcript is spliced from 3 exons.